AUGGCUCCUUUAAUUAUAUCUACAGUCUCGCUGCUGGCAGCAUUCGCCUCAGUGGCCGUCGCUGGCGGCAACACUGAUGUUGCGCAGAAGCCGCUGCUGAGCUAUUUCGAAUGCGAACACCCCGCGUACAAAGUCCAGGUCGUGUCCAAGUCACCGCUGGUCAUCUAUAUUCACGAUUUCAUCACGCCGACCGAGCGCCAACAUUUGCAGGACAUCACCAAAAACACCUUUACCCGCUCGGGCGUGACGGCAAACGACGGCAAGGACAGCUCGGCCAAGGAAAGCCAAGUGCGGACAUCGCAGUCGACCAACGUGCCGCGCGACGCCGUGGUGCGGUGCAUCGAGGACCGGGCGCUCGCCUUCCAGGGCCACGACGUCGCGCGCUCGCAGCUGGAGCCGCUGCAGCUGGUCAAGUACGGCCCGGGCCAGGGCUACCACUUCCACACGGACUGGUUCACCGACGCGGCGCAGCACGCGACCGCCGCGCUGGGCGGGAACCGCCUGUCCUCCUUCUUCGCCUACGUCGACGUGUCCAACGCAACCGAGGGCAACGGCGCCGACACCAUCGUCGGCGGCGGCACGAACUUCCCCAUGCUGGACGCGCCCCGCGACGAGAGGUGGUGCGCCGUUCUCGACUGCGACGAGCCCUGGGCCAACGGCGUCACCUUCCGCCCCAUCGCCGGAAACGCCGUCUACUGGGAGAAUAUGCUGCCGACCGGUGCCGGCGACCACAGGACUCUACAUGCUGGGCUGCCGCUGAUCAAGGGAUCCAAGUUUGGGAUGAACAUUUGGACGAGGCAAGGGUCGAUGAGUGAGGAUAUUAGGGGGCCGGAUGUAUAA
Molecule: messenger RNA, 840 nt
Organism: Pyricularia pennisetigena
Lineage: Eukaryota; Fungi; Ascomycota; Sordariomycetes; Magnaporthales; Pyriculariaceae
Exons: 2
Coding region: 1-840 (279 amino acids)
Biological process (GO): peptidyl-proline hydroxylation to 4-hydroxy-L-proline
Cellular component (GO): endoplasmic reticulum
Molecular function (GO): iron ion binding; procollagen-proline 4-dioxygenase activity; L-ascorbic acid binding
Source: RefSeq, a predicted model, not a curated record